Tachysurus vachellii is the source of this 5935-nucleotide messenger RNA. RefSeq names its product GRB2-associated binding protein 2 (gene gab2). Lineage: Eukaryota; Metazoa; Chordata; Actinopteri; Siluriformes; Bagridae. Bases 337 to 2367 code for a protein of 676 amino acids. The transcript has 10 exons. The record is from RefSeq and is a predicted model, not a curated record.
GACUGUUGCUGCACCCACAGACACUCCGGGUAUGGUGUGGACGAUAAAGACGCGAGAUUACUUCCUACACCAGUCUAAAAGCCUUUCUGUUCCUCCUCUUCACUCUAAGGGUCCACAACUGUUUUUCACUGUGUUUUGUGUCAGGGCGUCUCUGAGCUCUCCGGACAAACUGAGCGCGCUCUCGCGUCACUAAAUGGGCCGGCGGAGCGCGUCGCUGUGCGCGCGUUUCAGCAUUCUCCCUAAAUGGACCUGCAUCAUCAUCAUCAUCAUCUGAUCAUAAGAGUGUGUGUGUGUGUCUGAGUGAUUGCUGUUUAUAUUUGGGAGAGACGGGAAAAAAUGAGCGGCGGAGAAAUCAUCUGCCAGGGCUGGCUGAGAAAAUCACCACCGGAGAAAAAACUUCGGAGAUACGCCUGGAAGAAGCGCUGGUUUAUCCUACGCAGUGGGCGCAUGAGUGGAGACCCAGAUGUUCUGGAGUACUACAAGAAUGACCAUGCCAAAAAGCCCAUACGCAUUAUUGAUCUACACUGCUGUGAGCAGGUCGACGCAGGACUCACUUUCAAACGUAAAGAGUUCCAGGACAGUUUUGUGUUUGAUAUCAAAACAGCGGAACGAACCUUCUACCUGGUGGCAGAGACAGAAGAUGAGAUGAACCGCUGGGUUCGUUCCAUCUGCCAGCUUUGCGGAUUCAAUCAGUCCGAAGACAACCAUGAUGAUAGGCCACCUACUUCCCACAUGCAUCGCUCCAUGGCUGGUGACCUCAGCAGUUCUCUGUUCUCUGGCUGCUCUGGUGAACGGAAGAUGACUGUGCCAUCACACUCCAGCCAACCAAUGCUGUUCACCUUUGACAUGCCAAUACGCCACUCCCAUGCCCCUCUAUCCAACAGUGCCCCCCAGGACUACCUCCUUCUUCACCAGUGUAUGAGCCGGACAAGUGAGAGCACCCGGAGUGCCAGUUUCUCACAGGCACAGCGUGGCAGUCUGUUGUUGGGCAGUGACUCAUCAGUGCAGCGUCUUGCUCAUGGCGUUUCACAGUGUCUGAACGGGACAGGCUCUCAACUACAUAGCUCCUACAGCCUUCCCAAAUCCAACAAACACCAACAGCUUGGGGUACAUGCAGAUUCACCCCACGAGGCCUGCUAUGUGCUGCCCCGAGCCCACAGUGCCGAGGAGCCUUCUGACCUGGAAUCUGAUGAGAUUUACACCUAUAAGACACCCAGUAAUGCCCUCGCCACUGUGCAAUUCAAUGACCACCGCCCUACAGACAACUACGACCAGCCUGGUACGCCUGGCUCUAUCUAUCAGAUACCUCGCACAUUUGAUAGGAACCACAAUGCUCUGACACCCAACAGUGCAGAUUCAACGGGUGGCCCCCCACCACCCAGACCACCAAAACCCAGCCUGAACUCAGAGACACGCUGGGGAAGCCCGCAGUCCCUCGUAGGACAGAAUGGAGACAUAGCUAAUGUGUCUGUCAUCCCAAGGAGAAACACUCUUCCAGCUGUGGAGAACUUCAAGCUUCAGAGAGGAUCCUCCUUUGAGACCAGCAAUCAGCGCCUGCACUAUUUCAAUAACUCUGGUCAAUCAGUAGAAUCUGUCAAUGAUGGCUUCAGCUCCUACCUGAGAGAAAAAACUCCACUUACCCGCUCAAACAGUGGAAAUUCUGAAGACAACUAUGUGCCUAUGAACCCUGGCUCCUCCACCUCCCCUCUCAACGCUGCCCUGGCUGACAGCCCCAAGAACAACUACAUUCCCAUGAGUCCUGGUCCACACCACUUUGACUUCCCAGGAUUCUCUGCCACUCUGCCAGCCAGGAAAGGCAGUACAGCGUCAAUGUGCUACCGACCAGGCCGUGUGAGUGACAUCACGCCUCCACCAAUCAACCGCAACCUUAAGCCCAACAGAAAAGUAAAGCCAUCACCUCUGGACCUGAGGAAUAAUGGCAUCAUUGAUGAGCUUCCUUUUAAGAGCCCUGUGACCUUGUCCUGGAGCAGACCUGUGCCUGUUUUGAACUCCAUCUCCUCACAACACUGUCGACCCAUCUCCACUCAGAGCAUCACCAGCACUGAUUCUGCAGACAGUGAGGAAAAUUAUGUGGCAAUGCAAAACCCAGCAUCUACCUCGCCAGCGGUGAGUGGUACCAGCAGCCCUGCUUCUAGAAAAGGUUGUAACGUCGACUACUUGGCUCUGGAUUUCCAGUCUGGAUCCCCUGGUCCACACAGAAAGCCUUCCACGUCUUCCGCGACAUCAGAUGAGAAGGUUGACUAUGUUCAGGUGGACAAGGAGAAGACACAGGCCCUUCAGAACACCAUGCAGGAGUGGACGGACGUCCGGCAGUCCAGUGAGCCGACCAAAGGCAUUAAAUCCUGACAGAGCGCUAACAUGCUAAUUCUGGCAGCAAGAUGAAAAACACAAUGCACGUGGGCCUCCUUAUCACUUCAUUUUCCACCAGACUGGUGUGCCAUGACAUUUCUUCCUUCAGCAAAACACAAGAUUCAACAGGAUUUUAAAGCGAUGUUAUAAAAUGGAACCCAAAGCCAUAACAAAACCCUUGGUCUUAUGAGGGAAAACACAUAGCCAUUAAUCACCAAGGAGUUGCCUGGCUUGGUAACUACUGUAUGAACGGAGAUUGACAAAUAAACUGUAUUGUGAUCAUCAGUAAUGAAUACAUCAAAAAUGUGCAUCAGUAUACACAUAAAAAUGCAUUGUGUCUUAUAAAUUGUUUGAUUUAAAAGAUACCUAUUUCCUUCUGUACAAAUGCCUUAGAUCUAUCACGACAAACCCAGAGGUAAAUUGCCAUGACUGUUAGCAUAGCCUUUUAAUUCUGCCCCUGACAGUUUCUUAACAUCUUCUACAUCACUAGAGUAUAUAGCUGUCAUUAACUAGAGAGAUGUGAAGGAUGGUUUUUAAUCAUGCAACUUAAUUUCCCAAAAUAUAAACAAACCAGUCUAAUCAAACCAAUGCAACCCUGACCAGGCAGUUACUAAUGAUGAGAAACAGCACACGUUCAUUCAUUCAGAAAGCAUCAUAUCUAAAUUCUCUCUCUUGCCUACAAAAAAAACCGAAAAAAAAAAAACAAAUAAAUCGAACAUAGUGCUCCUCCUUCAUGUCUGUACAUGUAUCUGUUCAAAACACAUUAUCAGUUCAUUGUAAAUAUUGUUCCCAUGAUUGUUUACAUCCCUCUGACAGAUUGAUUAUAUAUCAUAGAUCUUCUCAAAAGUCAAGUCAAGUCAAGUUGCAAAGCUUUUAUUGGGUACAUACUCUUCCGUCUAAUAUAAUUCUAAGAAAUGUGCUAACAAACAUAAACAAGCUGACUUUUGUGGAGAGUCACCGAAAUCCUUUAAAACUAAUUUUACAUUGGGAGAAUGAAAAAGAUAUUAGAUACAUGCAGAAAAAUGUGUAUAAGGAGAAAAAAGUAUUCACCACUUUGGAGGUUUGUGGCAAUAACAAUUUACAAGACACAAGGUGCAUAUAGAUCUGUGAAUAGUGAAACACAUUUGAGAUGUCUCACUGAUUAUUGACAAUGCACACAUGUAUCAAUACCACUUAUCUCUCUCCGUACCCUUGUAAGCCGAUGGCUCGUAUUUGAAAGAAACUACCAAAUAUGCACCUCAGACUGUGCAGUUGCAGCAUGAGUUGCAUGCAGUUGCCUUUUUAUUUGGUAGUGCAAUAUAGGCCAUGGAUAUCAUUGAUUGGUGGAAAGUUAUCUCUAGUGCAGUGUUAUCAAUACUAACAAAUGGGCACUGCAUGAAAUUUAAAUAACUGUGUUCUUUUCAGAGUUGAGUGAGCUUACAGUAAUGGCUUUCCAGUCAAACUGAACUGCAGUCUAUUGAUUCUAGAAAAACAGAAGCCUGAUUAACAUUAAAAGUGGCUGAGCAAACAAGAGACUCAGCUAAAAAAAAAAGGCAAAACCUACUGGUGUGUGGUGUGUAAAGAACAAGCUUUUCAAUUUAUGGAACUAUAUUCAAGCUACAUAGCUAACGUUUGCAUUGAAAGAUCUACCCAUGCAGAUUUAGCUUAGCUGUGCAUGUUCGGUCAGGAAUAUGAUGAAAACCGAUUGCGCAUUCUCUCUGUAGGGACCUAGCAAUAAAUUACUUGUCCAUUUUGCUAGUAGACGAAAAUGUUCCUUUCAAGCGGUUUUGGUUUUCAACUCUGUAUCAGAUAAGAUAAAGAAAUGAUAAAUAUUGAAGUGGUUCUCAAGGACAUAAUGGCUUUAGAUGUGUAUAUUUUCCUCUUGGAUUCAUGGCCAUAUUUCUUAAAGGGUGCAGUUGUGUGCUAGCAGAAGUUCCACAGUAGCCUGUGUAUUCACCAGAGUUUAAAAGACACACACAAAAUGAUUAAAGAACAUAUUUCUUUGCAGAUUACAACUGUAGUAUACAUCUCUGGUAGUUCUUGUCUGCACGAUGGCAGCAGUGGACCAACACUGUAGCAUUACUGACCUACUUGUCAUUCCAGUCAAUCACUUUUGGUGCAGCUCCAUGUAAACUCUGUGAACUCCAGAUUAAUAUGAGGUCACGACUGUGCGUAAGUGUUACAUUACUGUGAAAUGUUAAACAGACAAGUAUUUUAAACUGAACCAGGUGAAUUAGUUACAGCUGUACUGUGUCUUGUAAAUGAUAAAUAGGAAUUAACUGCAGUAAUGAAGAGUGUUCAAUUUUUAAAACAGUUCCGAUUCAUCAUGUCUCUUAAUGAUAAAUGCAUUACUUUCUGUAUAAAAAUUUUAAAUGAGGUUUCUAUUUAAAACCACUGUCAAUGAAAGCCUUUAGAUUUCACAGUUACAAUCAUAUAAUAUGUAGAGUAUACCAGAUUAUCAGGAAAGAAAAAAAAUAUCCAGUAAUUUUACUUUUAGUGAGUUCAAUUUUGGACAGGAAACUGUCAGAAAGACCAGUGAAGAAAUUUUGUAAGUUCUGUAAAUUCCUCAGUGGUUCUCCUUGUGAGGUUCUGUUGUAAGCUACUUUUUUUUAUUACAAGGGCUUUGCAUAUUAACAUACUGUUAUAGGGCUCUACACAGAAUGCUCGUGAGUUAUUUUCUAGACAAUUUUACUAGAUUUAACUUUUUUUUUUUUCUUAAAGCUAGAAUUUCCAAAAUGUAAAUUUACAUGCCAUUUUAAGAGGUCCUAUGUAUGACGUUAAGAUAUGACAUGCCAAUUGAAAACAAAUAUGCCAGUCCUGUUAAAAAUUGAAUUACAUACACAUAAUCAUUGCUUAUCAUCAAAGGUAUUUCUUAUUUAUUAUUAAAUAAAUACUCCAUGGGAUUCCUUGCUCUUUAAUCCAGGUCCUUCUUUACUUUGAUUUGAGAUUAGAGCAUUUAUUAUGGCAUGGAUUAUGGGGCUACCUUUUUAAAACACUGUUAUUGGAAAGCUUUGGAGAUGUACUUUCUGGGGUAACGGUGCACUGGCAUUGCCCUUAAGUAUUUUGUGAUUAUGCUCAAAGACUCUGUGAGACUGAAUUCGGUUAAUCCCCAUGACUUUGUCUGUGCUAAAAGUGAAAUGUGUAAUGUGCUGUCCUGGGAGAGCAUGUGUAAGUGAACUGAAUAUCUUUGUUGUGUUGUGUGUAUGCUGUAGUGUGAUGGAUGACUUGCUCUCUGAGCAUGAUAGAAGAAAAUGUCCAUCAUUUCUUUUUACUGAGUUCUUCUUGAAUAAUGUACACUUUGUUUUAUUUCUACUAUUACUGUAAAGCCUUUAUAUACAAUUGCUUGUGAAUUAAUUUAUUAAUUUAUUAUGUGUGUUCACAGGAAGAAAAACUUGUAAGAAUGACAGUUUGUGGCUCUACUAACAUUAAUUUAUGCUACGCAUCUUGAUCUUUGUUAAGCAAUAUGCCAAGUAAAGCCAGUAAAAUGGUCUAAUGUGGUACUUUGGGGAUACAAAAUAAUAACGUUGUUAUUUCAUGAUGAUAUUUCCUCAGAAUGUCGACCAAAAUAAACUGCAGUGCGAACAUA